AUGGACCAGCAAGCCUUCCGACAGCUGCUCGCAACGCCGCGACCGGGCUCCGCUUCCCAGUCGGGCUCAGGCACGCGCGCCUUUGGCCGCUCCAACAAACGCUCCCAGCCCGCCGCUGGCGAUGCCGCCUCGUCGUCCAGCACGACACCCUCUGACCUGAGGCCGCGCAAGCUGGAUGCGGAAAAGGCGAAACGCCCUCCCAAGCCCCGCAUCAACCCGCUCACCGGCGAGGCGUACGUCGACCGCGCUACGGCGAGGCGGUCCGGAAAGGAGUCCGAGUUUGCCGACGUCGAAAAGCUGCUGGCCGACUUUGAGGCCCGCGCCGCCCAGCUCGAGACCGAGGAAGAGCGAGAGGAGCUUAGGGAGCAGAUCAAGUACCUCGGCGGCGACGAGAAGCACACGGUGCUCGUAAAGGGCCUCGACUUUGCCCUGCUCGCCCAGAACAAGGCCAGGCUCGAGUCCGAAGGCGGCCAGACGGGCGACGACGACCUGGAACGGGCAUUCGAGAGCGCCAAGUCGGGCAGUGCCGCUGCGGCAGAAGAGCAGACUGCCUCGGAGCCCGCUGCGGGCACCAAGCGGUCGAGGGAGAGCAUCCUCGAGGCGCUCAAGAAGCGGAAGCUGGGGCAGUCCUCGAGCAGCUCGAGCGGCGGCAUCGCCACGCAAGGCUCUUCGUCGGCCACUUCGUCCAGCAAGUUUAAACCCAUCGGCUUCAAACCAAUCGGAGCAGCGCCAUCUUCCUCUUCGACGACGACGACGACGACGACAGACGACCCAGACGUCAAGUACAUCAACGGCAAGAGGAUGCGCAAGAAGAAGAAGGACAAGAAGCCGGAUGCUGGCAGCGCCGUCGGUCCAUCGCAGGAUGAGCGGGCAAGCACGAGCAACGCCGGCAGCAGCAGAGUGGCGUCGACCUACAUGCCGCCGCCACCGACACCAGCAGCAGCGGCGGCGGCCGGUGCAGGCUCGACGCGGCGCACCGGCGAAGGGCCCGCAUCUCGAACGAAACAGCCUGACUCCGCUUCAGGGGCGACGUCAGCAUCUCCACCCCCGACAUCGCCAGUGCCUGCCCGGCCCUCUCCAACGAAGAAGGACGGGGACGUCGAGACAGCCGCUGCUGUCGGAAAGGAAGCUGCAUCUUCGAAGACCGAGGCGGGAGCCGCUGACACAGGCGCUCCUCUGCCUGUAACCACGCCGGCUGCGAGUGGGGAGACCGCUGCUGAAGUCGAGGACGACGAGGACGUCGACAUCUUUGCGGAAGCGGGCAGAUGGUCCGGUCUAUCGGACCAGGAGAGCGACACAGAGGCGGCGGAUUCGGCGGCGCCGGCGGCAUCGGCGAGCCCCGGCCGGCCGCAGCCUGCAGUUGGGAGCGGCCAGAAGCGAGACUGGUUCUCGACGAGUGGAUCCGCCGCCGCCGCCGCCGCCGCCACUUCGGAGGAUGAGAGGCACCACAGUCCUCACCGAGCGGCGUACGACGACGGUCCGACCGCACGUCCCUCUCGAGGUCCGUCGCACCACGACGACGACGACGACGACGGCGACGAGGGAGAAGCAGGAGAAGAUGAGGAGGGGGAGGAACGACCGACGAGGCUGCAGGGCUUCAGCGACUCUGCGCUGCCGUCUGAGCUGACGCGGGCGCUGCUGGAGAGGGAGAAGCAGCGAGAGGAAAAGAAGAGGCUCAAGGAGGAGGCGUGGAAGGAGAAGCGCAAGGCCAAGAAGCAGAAGAAGGAGAGGGGAGCACAGCCCGACGACGAGGCGGCGGGGGGCGAUAAGGGCGAAGAGGGAGAGGAAGAGGCGGACGAGUAG
Molecule: messenger RNA, 1803 nt
Organism: Pseudozyma flocculosa PF-1
Lineage: Eukaryota; Fungi; Basidiomycota; Ustilaginomycetes; Ustilaginales; Ustilaginaceae
Exons: 1
Coding region: 1-1803 (600 amino acids)
Biological process (GO): mRNA splicing, via spliceosome
Cellular component (GO): nucleus
Source: RefSeq, a predicted model, not a curated record